Messenger RNA from Ilyonectria robusta, 351 nucleotides. RefSeq lists its product as uncharacterized. The coding region runs from base 1 to 351 and encodes 116 amino acids. Lineage: Eukaryota; Fungi; Ascomycota; Sordariomycetes; Hypocreales; Nectriaceae. The transcript is spliced from 3 exons. The record is from RefSeq and is a predicted model, not a curated record.
AUGGCCACCGAUAAAAAGCGGGAGUGGCUCUGUAUUCUCCCCGAUAAGGCCAACGUUCUUGAACGUAGAAAAGAGGUAAAAAGUCAGCAUUAUGAGGCAGUGAAGCCGUUGGUUGCUUCUGGAAAACUCGUCGCUGGUGGAGCCAUGUUCGAAAAGCAUCCUGUUGAUGGCGAACCUGCAUUGUUCAAGGGUAGUGUCAUCGUAUAUACUGGAGACAGCGCUGAAGAAGUCCACAAACUAAUCACCAAUGAUGCUUACGCUCGAGGUGGCGUGUGGGAUCUCGAAAAAGCCCAGAUCAUUCCGGUAAUUACUUUCUACGCCCUUCCACUACCACACAGCCAAGUGUAUUAA